This is a messenger RNA of Loxodonta africana (African savanna elephant), 4740 nucleotides long. RefSeq names its product BLK proto-oncogene, Src family tyrosine kinase (gene BLK). The record is from RefSeq and is a predicted model, not a curated record. Gene Ontology annotation, cellular component: extrinsic component of cytoplasmic side of plasma membrane. Gene Ontology annotation, molecular function: non-membrane spanning protein tyrosine kinase activity; signaling receptor binding; ATP binding. Gene Ontology annotation, biological process: protein phosphorylation; cell surface receptor protein tyrosine kinase signaling pathway; cell differentiation. Lineage: Eukaryota; Metazoa; Chordata; Mammalia; Proboscidea; Elephantidae. The transcript has 14 exons. The coding region runs from base 2726 to 4330 and encodes 534 amino acids.
AAGGGACUUUGGGAAUGGGGUCAUUAACUGCCUUCCUCAGCAUCACCUGGGGCAUUUGUUAAAACUGCAGACCCCACUGUCACACCAUGGACCUAUAUCUCAGAACUGCUGGGGCUGAGGCUCAGAACUCUGCAAAUCCCAUGCUGGAUUUAAUGCAGACUAAGGUUUGAGAAUUCUGAUUGUAAUUCUUCCAAGACAGAUUUGUUCAUUCUUUUGGCAGUCCAUUCAAUAUUCUUUGCCAACACUGUAGUGCAAAGGUGUCAAUGCUUGGGUCUUCCUUAUUCAUAUUCCAGCUUUUGCAUGCAUUAAUAGGUGACUGAAAACACCACAGCUUGGGUCAUGUGCACCUUAGUCUUUAAGAUGACAUCUUUGCAUUUUAACAUUUUAAAGAGGUCUUUUGCAGCAGAUUUGUCCAAUGCAAUGCACAUUUUGAUUUCUUGACUGUUGCUUCCAUGGGUGUUGAUUGUGGAUUUGAGUAAAAUGAAAUCCUUGACAACUUCAAUCUUUUCUCCAUUUAUUAUGACGUUUCUUAUUUGUCCAGCUGUGAGGACUUUUUUUUUCUUUAUGUUAAGGUGUAAUCCAUACUGAAGGCUGUGGUCUUUGAUUUUCACCAGUAACUGCUUCAACUUCUGUUCACUUUCAGCAAGCAAGGUUGUGUCAUCUGUAUAAAGCAGGUUGUUGAUGAGUCUUCCUCCAAUCCUGAUCCCACAUUAGUCUUCAUGUAGUCCAGUUUCUCAAAUUAUUUGCUCAGCAUACAGAUUGAAUAGAUAUAGUGAAAGGAUACAACCCUGACACACACCUUUCCUGACUUUAAACCUUGCAGUAUUCCCUUGUUCCAUUUGAAAGAUGGCCUCUUGAUUUAUGUACAGGUUCCUCAUUUUUUUAAGGUUUGAGAAAAGUUUGAGAAAGAACCCCUGGGUGGGGCCAACGGUUAGACCUCGGCUGCUAACCAAAGAGCAGGAGUUUGAGCCAACACAGAGGUGCUUCGGAAGAAGCCCUAGUGAUCUACUUCUGAAAAAUCAGCCAUUUCUGAAAAAAGGAGCACAGUUCUACUUUGAUACACAUUAGGUUGCCAUGAGUCAGAACCAACUUGACGACAACUGGUUUAAAGUUUGAGAAUUAUUGUGCUAAGGAAUCACAAUUGACUCCAUUGAAAAGCAGUGAACUGAUGAUUUAAUUUUUCUAAAUGAAAACAAUACAAAAAUGUAAAAACAUUAAAGUAGAUUAAAGGCCCCAUAGUUACAUCAAACAAAAUACAUCUCCGGUUAACAUUUUGACAUAUCAGCAACGUACUAUAAUUAUCACUACUAUGAGGGUUUUUAAAAAAUAUUUAAAUUUACAUGGUGCCUUUAAAAAAAGUGUUAUCCUCAGGCUAGCAAUUAUCACAAGAAUUUUAAAAAUGACAUGUUGCCACUUGUCCCCAUUAUUGCCUAAUAAAUUUCAAGUUUUUCAGUGCCAGCAGAAUCAGAUGUAGGUGAGUCAGUAAAUAUAUGUCUGUCUUUUACUUGACUCGGCUUCGCUAGUAUGCUAUUUUCCUUCUUGAGGUUUUGCUCAGCACCCUUAAACUGUUUACCAUCUGAAAAUCUUUUUUCUUCCAUCAACUUUACUAACAUGGGGGUGAAUUUCCACAGUGGAAGUAUUUUCACUUUAAAAAAGUGAAAUAGCCAUAUGUGUGUCUCCUCUACACCGUACCUAAAUUAGCAGCCACUUCAAACGAGGGCACACACAAAUCACAAAUGUCACUGCUAGCUGGCCCCUUUGCAGAGGACCACCCGUGCUCAGCACAUUCAGUCAGGAGUUAAGGAGCAGCAGCUACCUAUUAGGUCCUGUGCUAGGUGCUGGGCAAAUAUUUUACUAGCUUUUAAAAUUACUGCAAAAGGAAUUAAGUGUGAUUUGUUGAAUAAUUCUAUCAUGAACUCUACAAUCCAGUAAAUGGAACUUAUCUUUGUUUUCUGAACAAGUUUCCUAUCUCCAUGUCUUUGGGAAAGCAAGUAUUUUUCUAUGUCCAAAUACUACCCAACCCUGAAGGAAUUAUGCAUGACAUUUUUUCUGGUGUUCUCUCUUCCUCAUCCUUUACUCCCUAAAUCUCUCAACUAACGGAUGUGCAAGGAAUGAUGAAAUUAGAAAAUCAGUAUCUUGAAACCCUUAAUGGAACUAGAUGGUAUAAAUGAUUAAUGUGCUUAGUUGCUAACUGAUAGGUUGGAGGUUCGAGUCUACUCAGAGGUACCUCAGAAGAAAAGCCUGGUGAUCUACUUCUGAAAAAUCAGCCACUGAAAACCCUGUGGAGCACAACUCUACUCUAACACACAUGGGGUCACCAUGAGUCAGCACCAUGAGUCAGAAUUGACUCAACAGUAACUUUUUUUUUAAAUGAAACCAUUAGCUGAAAUGUUGACAAGGAACUUUACCAUCGAAGGAUCAGACUGGCACCACCUAAACCCAGAUCUAUUUUAGCAUCAUAAAAAUGGUGCAGCCAGACUUCAUAUGCUUUACAGGAGGCAGAAUGGAGCACAUCUCAACUCCUAUGAAACUCCCCUGCAAAAAAAAGGUUCUUGAAACAACCACAACACCCACUGGACCAGGGAGUAAGGAGGAGAAGCCUGCCUAGUCUUCCCAGAAGUCCAGAGCGGCACGAGCUCCCAGAUCCCCAGCCUAUAGCAGCUCUACCUGAGAUUCCUCCUCUGGACAGAGCAGGUGGCAGGGACAGAUCAUCUAAUAGGCAAGGAUGGGAGUGGUGAGCAGCAAAAAGCAGGUCAAGGAGAAGGAUAAGGGCCGAUGGAGCCCCUUGAGGAUCAGCACCCAGAGCAAGGCUCCCCCACCACUGCCACCCCUGGUCGUCUUUAAUCAUCUUGCUUCUCCACCUGCAGACAAGCACCUGGACCGAGAGGAGCAUUUUGUGGUGGCUUUGUAUGAUUACAACGCAGUGGAUGACCAGGACCUACAGAUGCUGAAGGGAGAGAAGCUGCAGAUCUUGAAGGAAACUGGAGACUGGUGGUUGGCCAAAUCACUCAUCACUGGAAGAGAAGGCUAUGUGCCCAGUAACUUUGUUGCCCGAGUAGAGACCCUGGAAGUGGAAAAGUGGUUCUUUAGAUCAAUUAGCCGGAAAGAUGCUGAGAGGCAGCUUCUGGCUCCAAUCAAUAAGGUUGGCUCUUUCCUUAUUAGAGAGAAUGAAACAAAUAAAGGUGCCUUUUCCCUGUCUGUGAAGGAUGUAACCACCCAGGGGGAGGUGAUCAAACACUAUAAGAUCCGAGUGCUGGAUGAAGGAGGCUAUUACAUCUCUCCCAGCAUUACUUUUCCCUCGCUCCAAGACCUGGUGCAGCACUAUUCUAAGAACGGGAAUGGUUUGUGCCAGAGGCUGAUGCUGCCCUGUGUGAGCCUGGCUCCUCAGAAGCCCUGGGUCCAGGAUGAAUGGGAAAUUCCCCGGCAGUCUCUCAAACUGGUCAGAAAACUCGGAUCCGGGCAGUUUGGAGAAGUCUGGAUGGGUUAUUACAAAAACAAUGUGAAGGUGGCCAUCAAGACCUUGAAGGAGGGAACUAUGUCUCCUGAAGCCUUUCUGGGUGAGGCCAACAUGAUGAAAACCCUCCAGCAUGAGAGACUGGUCCGUCUCUACGCCGUGGUCACCAAGGAGCCCAUCUACAUAGUGACCGAGUACAUGGCCAGAGGAUGCCUUCUGGAUUUCUUGAAGACAGAUGAAGGUAGCAGACUGUCCCUCCCAAGACUGAUUGACAUGUCGGCCCAGAUUGCAGAAGGAAUGGCGUACAUCGAGCAAAGGAAUUCAAUCCACCGUGACUUGAGGGCAGCCAACAUCCUGGUAUCUGAGACCCUGUGCUGCAAAAUUGCCGACUUUGGCUUAGCCCGGAUCAUUGACAGUGAAUACAUUGCCCAAGAGGGUGCCAAGUUCCCCAUCAAGUGGACAGCCCCAGAAGCCAUCCACUUUGGAGUGUUCACCAUCAAAGCAGACGUGUGGUCAUUUGGAAUCCUCUUAAUGGAAAUUGUCACUUAUGGAUGUGUGCCAUACCCAGGCAUGAGCAACCCGGAGGUCAUCCGCAGCCUGGAGCAGGGCUACCGCAUGCCACGCCCGGACUCGUGCCCUCCCGAGCUGUACAGCGGCGUCAUCAGCAAGUGCUGGAGGAGCCGGCGGGAGGAGCGGCCCACCUUCGAGUUCCUGCAGUCGGUGCUCCAGGACUUCUACACGGCCACCGAGCAGCAGUAUGAGUCCAGCCCUAGGUUCGCCCACCAGCUGGCCUGGUCCUCCAGCUCUCAGAGGGAUGCUCACCUGGAGGAGAUGCAGCCAGAGCCUCGGGUGCUCUUGGGUCUGAGCUUCCAGUGACCGGGGGGUGGUCCACAAUCCUUGGGCAGACAGAAUUGCCUACGCAUAUUCCCUUCUGGCUCUUAUUCAGGUCCCAUGAUAACCUGAAAAUCAAAGGGAUUCAGUGGUGUAACUAAGGGGGUGCGGGGUGCAGACUGCACCGGGUGACACUGUCAGAGGGUGUUACACCAAAAUGACGGUCUAUGAAAUUUUUGUGCAGUGUUUCAGCAGAAAUUUAUUUAUUUUUUUUUUAAUCCCUGUAGUUAGUUAUAACAAUAAAAAAAUUUUUUUGUAAGCCCAGCUUACAUGUAUCAAUAUACCUACAAGACUAAAACUAUCCUAAUUUUCUUUUGAACCUUCUAAUGUGCUCUGGUCAGAGCUGUCUUUAUUACUCAAUUACAGUGAUGCUUCAAAACAUACGGUUUCAGUCU